CGCCGAGUGGGGCCGGGGCCCUCCCAGCGCCGCCGCCCCCCAGGUUUCUGGGAUGUUGGAAGUGAUCGGACCAGAAGAUGGAUUUAUUUUACAAACCUUUACAGAAUCAAGGCCCAAUUGUAUAGAAAGGACAGAUGGCAUGAAGGAACAAAAGAAUAGAAAAAAUGGCAGAUUACAUGUGUUUGGUCCAAAAGAAGAAGUGGUUAUUGAACCAAUUCAAACAGCACCAGGCAUGGGAUAUGGAGCAGAAUCUGCCAGCAAAAUGUAUAGCUCAACAAAACAAAUCUCAUUAUGUGCAGCUAAAUCAUCCAUUGAAAAAUGGGAUGCUUCUGGCAAAAGUGUGAAGAAUAAGCAUUCUUCCAGGAAUCCAGAGACUUAUUUAAAACCACUUUGCAGUAUACAGAAAAAUACAGAAUUUCAUACAGAUCAGCAAUUAAAAACAGAUUUACACAGGCUGGAUGAAGAAACAAAGAUCAGUGAAGCUAGGAGAGAUAAUAUCAAAUCAGAAGCCAGUGAUGAAAAGGAGAAAAAUUCCCAAAUUGUAGAAAAGACAGCAAAUAGUAUUGAACUUCAGCCAAAUAGUGUUGAUAAUCACAGUUUUGAUGAACUGUCACAAACUACUGGUGAUGAUGAAAGCAUCAAUGAACAUAGCAAAAAUGAAAAUGGGAAAGGAAGUGCACCAAUAGAGUUGCUGGGAGAGUUCCUGAAAGCAAUAAUGGAUGGAAACUAUAGUCUAGCAAAAAAACUUUGUCAAAUGAUACUGAUCUAUGAACCAGAAAAUACUGAGGCCAAGCAGUUUCUUCCACUGCUUGAACAAAAACUGCUGAUGGAAAAUGCCCAGAACUCUACUGAUACAGAAAGUGAAGAAACUGAUGAAGGGAGUAGUGACGACAGUGAAGAGGAUACUACUAGCAGUUCAGAUAGCAGUGAUGAUGAGAAUGAAGAAAGUUCUGAUGAUUCUGAUGAAAAUAUGUAACAGUUCGGAAAGUUCUCUGUAUAUUGAGUUGAUUUUGAUUCUUCUUAUGUACAUCAUCUUUUCAAAUAGGCAUAUUAAAAUGCAAUGCUUAGUUAUAUUUUUUCUCUUGUACCACUGGAAAUUUUUGCAUACAAAUAGCCACCUUCUCACACAGUCCACCAAGCUAAGUCUGUUCCAUACAAUAUUUGUUGUAAAAAAAAAAUGGAUGCCUAUAAAUGUAAAUCCUAAAGCUUUUUCCUAGGUGAACAAUUAAGCAGGUCAAAAGUUAUGGUGUGCGUCACCAAUUGAGCAGAAACAUUAAUUCUUAUUGAGCAGUUUUGUGCUUUCAGAAUUGACAAGCUGCUGAUCUUCCAGAGUGAUUAUGUAAAAAUGCCUUUUGCAAAAUGCUGGCAAGGAGGAAGAUGACUCCCCACCCCCUAGAAAAUACAGCAUCUUAGAAAAAUCUAUUGGGAUUUGUUUUCUUGUUUGGCCUUAUUAAAUGUUGUCACUAUGGAAAUACCUGCUAAAAUUUUCUUCAUUUCUAUAUGCACAGUUUUAAUUUAUUUUGGAUUAUUACAGUUAAUAUGAUGUAAGAGUGUACAAUGCCAGUGAAAGUUUCUUGGUCAGAUUUUGAAAUAGACUUUACGUUAUGUUAAGACAAGUCAAUCAGAAAAAGUAGUAAAGUGGCAUAACAUGCACCAAUUUGGUAUUCAGUAAAUGCACAAUAUGAGGAUACCUUACACAUUCAAGUAGCAAAGAGCGCAGCAGAAAAGGCAGCAGACAUCAUGGUGUGAUGUAACCAGAGUCAGGAGAAAGUUUGCAUUCCUGUUCUGAACUAGUUUGGCUUGCAUGAAACACUGCAUGAUUGGGCCUGCAAUGUAAAAUUCACCAAAAAAAUUCAGCCAUUUCUGGUUAUAUCUACUUGGACCCUACUGCCAGAGACAGUCUGCAGUAGAAGCAGUUCUGAACAGUUUAGUUUGUAAGUGGAGAAAUGAAUAAUCUAUGCAGCAAAACUGCAGGGGUAUUUAAAUAAGGCAGAAUAAAUAAGGACUGAUUCCUGAGAGAUGCUGAACACCUUCAUUCUAAAGUUAAUGGGGAUGAAAAUGACUAACACCUUUGAGAAUAUGGCCACUAACUUAUUGGGAUUAGUUUUGGUGUCUGCUUCAAACAUACUAUACCUGCUUGUUCGUUUGGAAGUUGCUCUGAGAAAAAAACUGCUGGAUCAAAUCCAAAAAGUAGUCACAUACAUGCUUCUUUAACUGGAACAAAUCAUGGGCAUAUAGUCAUUCAUUCCUCCUAUAUUAUACAUACUUUGAUUUUUCUGGAAUGAUGUUUACAGUAGUGAGAGUGAUUAGUGUAUAUCAUUGAGAGGUGGAUUCCCUUCUAGCUCUGUAUCCUAAGAAAAAUACCGGAAAUGCUAGGUCAAAGUUUGGUUCAAAUUCUGUGCCAGUACAUCCACACUUUCAGAUGCAAAGUCUGUCUGGGAUGUCUACCAGAUACAGUAACUCAAAACAGUUUACAGUACCUGGGUGGUGAAGACUUGAGCUAAAGCUUGUUAUGGUAGUGGAAGAAACAAUGUAAUGACAUUCCAUAGACUUUCUCCUAGCUGAGGACCUACUAGUAGAGUUUUACCAACAUCUUUGCUUUCAGAUAUAUACUAAGCUUAAUGUCCCUUACUCCCUCACUGAGAUGUAUGCAAAUUACCAGCUGUUUAACAUCAGAAGCUAUCAAACAUCUAAGAAAGAUGCUGUGAGAAUUCUUACUAUAGUGCAGUCACUUUCUCAUGACACAAUUUCUGAUGAGCAAAGGGAUCCCAAGAUUAUUUUUCAUCAUAUUAUCAUAAGUGAUGCAGUGGUUUGUAUGUUCAGGCACUUACCACCAGACUGCUAAUGGUCCUUUUCUGCAGCACUAUCAGUUUCAAAGAAUCUUAGUUACAUAAGCACAGUCAAAGAGCCAGAAAGGUACAAGUAACCAAAAACAGUGCAUGUAUCUUGAGAGAUGUACUUAAGUUGAUUGGCACCUAAAUGUAGAAAUAGUCAGCUCUCUCUUGCUAGAGGUAACAGUGUUAUCUUGAUUAAGUCUGCAGAAAGUGUCUUUUCCAGUUUUCCUUGGGUGCAUAGUAUGCUAUUUAAAAAAAAAGGUGCAAGAUCUUUUUUGUGUAGUACCUUGUGUUGCUGCAGACAGUAUAAAGAUACAUUCAAGAUUUACUCUGAAUGUUAUGUUUAAUAAAGUCUAAUCAUGAAAAACAGUCACAGUUCAAUAUAGUACUUUGGGUUAAAGGAAAAGAAAUGUCACAAUAAACUGCUUUUUGUUUCA
Molecule: messenger RNA, 3271 nt
Organism: Gavialis gangeticus (Gharial)
Lineage: Eukaryota; Metazoa; Chordata; Crocodylia; Gavialidae
Gene: ERICH2
Product: glutamate rich 2
Exons: 13
Coding region: 53-976 (307 amino acids)
Source: RefSeq, a predicted model, not a curated record